Messenger RNA from [Torrubiella] hemipterigena, 1394 nucleotides. NCBI's taxonomy places the organism in Eukaryota, Fungi, Ascomycota, Sordariomycetes, Hypocreales, Clavicipitaceae. The record is from the annotation of a GenBank genome assembly.
CAUCUACACACACGUUUCGUGCGGCGAAGCAAAGAUCGCCAACUACUGCCAUGGCGUAAGAGACGCAUAAAGCCCUGUUGUCUAUCAAUAUAUAAGAUUUACAGCCUUGGAGCGAUCUCUUGAUGGGCAAUUUCUUGGCUGGCUGGCGCGUUGGGCAACAUGCCUUUGGUUAACUACUCGUCGUCAGACACCGACGACGAGAAUGCAAAGGCGCCACUCUCCAAGCGUCGACGAGGAAAUAGCGGUGAUGGCAUCGCUACAACGAAAGAUGAUGCCAUUGUCACCGAGAUGCCUCCUCUUCCCGACGCAUUCCACGAUCUGUACGCGUCUACCGUGAGGCAGAGCACCGUUGACGACCCGAAUCUGCACCAAGGCCGCAAACGCCAGAAUCCGCAUGUUAUUGGCCAGUGGCCGAGCCAUGUUUACGUGGAAUGGAACCCUGAUCCAGAACAGCACCAAGUGUUGUCAAACCUACUCACUGCUGUUUCUACGGCACUGGGUGACAAGAUCCAGCUGCACCAGUUCCUUACAAGCGACCUCGGAGCUGCAUUGCCCCUGCAUAUAAGUCUGUCACGGCCUAUUUCACUAGCCACCGACGAAAAAGACAAGUUUCUAGAUCAAGUGUCGAGCCACAUUAGCCUAAGUCGUGUGCAAAGGUUCUACGUCAAGCCCAAGAGGCUUGCAUGGUUCACAUCCCCCGAUUCAAAUCGCACAUUCCUAGUUUUACAGGUUGAGAGCGACACGGGGACCUCUGAGGGGACCCCUAGCAAGAAUACUACUAAGGCUGGGUCGAACCCAGAGUUGAUGGGCUUGUUAAAGAGCUGCAACCGUGUGGCGGGCAGGUUAGGCAAGCCGCUUCUCUACCAACGCCAGGAUGCUUCGGCGCAAGGCAGUGAAUUCCACGUCUCAAUAGCAUGGACCUUUGACACGCCUACCGACGAGGAAAAGGCCCGCGCAAGUGUCACUUUCGAACAGGAAGAGGCGGGGCAGGCGACAUCGCAGUGGCGCAUUGAGACAUCCAGCGUCAAAGUCAAGAUUGGGAAUGUGGUGAGCAGCGUGUCACUGGUGAAUGGCAGAGCAGGUACUGGGUUAGGGUCACGCUUACUAUUGGAAGAAGGCGAAUAGGAACCAAAAACACGGUCCGUGUUGUGGCCAAUGGAGACUCACGGGCGUUUGUGAAUAGGGUUGGGAUCAAUCAAUCCGUCACUCAAUCGGUCAAUUGGGCAAUAUGAAUGGGCUAUUGUUCUUUUUGUUCAAUGCUAUUGAUAACAAUAUCUUUCCAGUGUCAGUCCCUAUUUUUUCCGUAGACAAUCCAUACUUAAUGCAUCUCUAUUCCAUUCUGCAUCGCGUCUUUGGCUCUGUUCUUAUAGCGCCUCCAGCGCACCGUCCAGCAC